This is a messenger RNA of Amphibalanus amphitrite, 6734 nucleotides long. RefSeq names its product nuclear pore membrane glycoprotein 210-like. The coding region runs from base 146 to 5695 and encodes 1849 amino acids. NCBI's taxonomy places the organism in Eukaryota, Metazoa, Arthropoda, Thecostraca, Balanomorpha, Balanidae. The transcript has 22 exons. The record is from RefSeq and is a predicted model, not a curated record. Gene Ontology annotation, cellular component: nuclear pore.
CUGAGGCAAUCUCUGAGGUGUUUUUUUUUUUCUACCGGCAUUUUAUUAUUUAGCCGUGCCAGUUAGAACUUCAUUCAUAAGCAUCAGUGGUUUCACGGUACAUACCUACCCAAGUUGAUGAGUUAAUUUUUAUGAAGCUGACAAGAUGAAUGAAGACAAAAUGAAGGCAUUUGUGAUCUGGAUCCUUCUCCUUGUCUGUUCAUCAUCACAUGGAGCAAAGUUGAACACACCAAGAGUGCUACUUCCAUACAACUUUCAAAACAAUCCAGUUGUGUAUACUUUGGAAGUUACUGAAACAACUUCAGAAUGUUUUGUUUGGUCAUCCCUGCAAGAGGAUGCUGUUCUGGUUGAGCCUGUGGAAACUGGCGGCUGCUCCAACAAGGCCACUGUUACAGCCAUUUCCCGUCAGUCCUCUACCCAGAAGGUCAUCGUCCUCGCUGAGGACAGAGAGAGCGGCGUGGUGCUGCGCUGUGACGUCAUCGUCGACACGCCGCGCUCGCUGCUGAUCGCCACCACCACGCGCGAGAUCUACGUGGAGGAGGCGGCCGAGGAGUUCGAGCUGAUCGCCAUGGACGAGCAGGGCAACCAGUUCACCAGCCUGGACGGCGUGUCCUUCCAGUGGUCGGUGAAGGCGGUCGGCGGCGGCCAGCCCGUCAUCAGGAUACAGCCGUUCGCCGAGUCCAGCUACGACACGUCGCCGGCGAUUGAGGCACUGGAGCGGCGCGGUCUCCGCGGCGACAAGGUGCUCCUGGUGGGCACGGCCACCGGCGUGGCCGUGGUCUCGGCCCGGCUCCAGCACGCCCAGCUUGGCGACCUGGAGACGCCCGGCGUGCGGCUCUCCUCGGUGGCCAACCUGCUGCUGCAGCCGCCGGACGCCUUCGUCCUGCCCGGGACGCGCGUGCCGUAUGCUGCCGUGCAGGUGAAGCACGGUCGCCUGCACCCGGUCCGGCUGGACGCGUCGCCGUAUUACCUGGACGUCCGAGACGCGGCCGUGGGCCGCCUGGAGAAAGGAUCCAGCACCGUCACCGCGCUGAAGAAAGGCAAUACCGAGGUGACGCUGCGUGACUCAAACGCCGAGGGCGGCGACACGGGCGCCUCUGCUCGGCUCUCAGUGGUGGAACCGGCCAGCCUGACCGUCACCUCGCCCUCACACGCUGACUGGGUGGCCGUCACCGGACAGCGCGUCCGACUGCAGUGCCACCUGUGGGACGCGCUCGGAAACAGGCUCUGGAUCGGAGAGAACGUGGUUGUGGAGCUGACUGUGGAGGAGGAGUACUUCUCCAUGGACCUGGCCUCCGACAACGGCACCUACGCCGAGGGGACGACCGUCAGCACCGGGCACGCCAAGAUCCGGGCUCGUCUGACCGGUUACCGCGUCCCGGACGGCUCUGAGCACAGCCUGGCCGUGCCGCUGGAGGCCACUGCCACCCUGGAGAUCUACCCGCCGCUGGCCGUGGUGCCCGAGCUGGUGGUACUGCCCUGGAACCCGCAGACGGCGCCCACCUACAACAUACAGCUUAACUACACGGGCGGCGACGGCAGCGUGGCGUGGUCGUCCAACAACAGUCAUCUAGCCACCGUCAGCCAGCAGGGCGUACUGCGCACCCGCGGCAGGGGACACUGUACAGUCACCGUCAGCCUGGUGCGCAACCCGCGCAUCAAGGCACACGCACAGGUAUACGUGGUACCGGUGGCCGAGCUGUCUCUGCCUGCGGGUCCGCGCGAGGCGGAGGUGGGGGCGCCCCUGCUGGUGCCUGUGGCGCUACACGCUCGACUGGAGGACGGCCGCCGCGUCAGUUUCACCCGCUGCCACCAGGUGGCUCUCAAUGUGCAGCUCUCCAACGAACGCUUCGUUACGGGACCCGAAGACGAGUCUGCCGGGGAGGCGCCGCCGGGCGCGUGUCGCCAGGUUUCUCUGCGGGGCGUGGAGCCGGGCCACGCGCGGGUCACGGUCAGCCUGCUGGAGCCGUGGCCGACGGCCGAGGCGGGCGCGCUGGUGGGCACCUACCGGCCGCUGACGGUGGCUCCGCCGGCGGACGGCGCCGGCCUGCUGUUGGCGCCCCGCUCCUCCUGGCUGCUGCAGGCCGACGGCGGUCCCCUGCCGUGGCCGACCCGACCCGACCGACACCAGGCCACCGCAGUGAGCUCGGUCGACUCAGUGUCUGUGACCGAGGUGGCCGGCGCCGACGGCUUCUGGCGGCUGGUGUUGUGCCGCGCUGUCGGAGAGGCCCGCCUGCAGCUGACGGUGGGGAACCGGCCGUCCGCCGAGCUACCACGGCCGGCCGUCAGCCGCGCAGAGGUGCUGGUGCGCUGCGCCAUGCCGCGCCGCCUGCUGCUCACCGCCGAGCAGCCGGUGGCCGCCGGCCGCCAGCCGCUCGAGCUGCCCGCCUGCCCGCUGCAGCAGCCGCUGCGCGCGCACGCCGGCCAGCCGCUGCCGCUGCUGCUGCGCUGUGAGGACGCGGACGGCGCCGCCUUCCAUAACGCCAGUUCUCUGGCGCUCGCCUGGAGUGAGAGCAGCGGAGGCUCGCUGGCGCGGCUGGAGCCGGCCGGCGGCGCGGCGGCGGGCCCCGGGGCGCUGCCGGCCGCCGAGCGGCGCUCGCUGGUCCCGGCCGGCCGGCCCGGCGAGCUGACUGUCCGCGCGGUGAUGACAGCUCCUCAGGGGGCCGCCCGGCUGGAGGCGGAGCUGGCACUGCGUCUGGUAACGCCGCUGCAGGCCUCGCCUGCUCAGCUGGUCGUGUUUAACCACCCGGCCACGCGUGAGGCGGUCCAGCUCACCGGCGGCUCGGGCCAUGUCGCCGUGCGCGUGGCGACGCCGGCGCAGAGCUCGCUGGCGGCCUUUACCUUCCACCCGGAGAACAGCAGUGUGUCGGUGGCGCCGCGCGCCGACGGUCGCCUCACGCUGGAUGUGUGGGACCUGUGCCUGACGGCCACCCCGCCGGCCACCGUGGCAGUCCAGAUCUCGGGUGUCACCGGCGUGGAGCUGUCGGUGGUGGGCCGCCUGGCACUCGGCAGUAAGACCGUGGCCAGCGUGGCCGUCCUGGGGGCCUCUGGGACCCGGCUGCCGGCCCGCCUGCUGCCGCUGCUCAACGUGCGACUGGAGCCAGCCUCCAGCGUCCUCUCCGUUAGAUACCAGUCGGCCGGCCCGGACGACACCCACCUGUACGAGGUGCGCGGUGAGGCCGUGGGCGACGUCACCCUGACAGCCCGCGCCGGCGCCACGGCCGCCUCCGACCGGCGUGUGGAGGUGUUCCCUCCGCUCCGACUGAGCCCGCGGAACCGGACGGUGGCCGUCGGCAGCCAGUACCAGCUGGCGGCCAGCGGCGGGCCGCGCGCCGACACCGACGUCUGGUUCAGCUCGUCGGAGCCGACGGCGGCCGAGGUCAGCGCGUCCGGCCUGGUGACGGCGCGCCGGCCGGGCAGCGCGCGGCUGACCGGCCAGGUGGCCGACGGAGAGCCGGCCACCGGAGACCACACCGUCUACUCGGAGGACACCGUGUCAGCUCACGUGGUACAGCUGUGCGGAGUGCGGCUGCGCGCCCCGCUCACCCGCAUCCAGCGCGGCCAGCGCCAGCCACUGUACGCCGACGGGCUGGAUCAGCACGGAGCCGUGUUCGUCAUCAAGAGCCCGGUGCCGGGCGUCACGUUCCGCUGGAGCAGCUCGUAUCCGCAGACGGCGGCCGUCUCCAGUCCGCUCAGUCCGCUGUGUGUCGACUCGGACGAGGGCGUGGCCAUGCGCAUGUCGGCGCUGGAGCCGGGCAAGGCGCAGCUGUCGGUAACGCUGGCGUUUGGUGAUGGUCUGCGGCCGGUCGGCUGUCCCGCCGAUCUGCCCACCAAGGCUGCACUACACGUCACGGUGUACGAGGAGCUGCGUGUGCUCUCGCCGCCGGUGCCGACCGGCUCUGUGCUGAUGUCGCCCCACUCCCGGCUCUCCCUGCGCACCACUCUGCCGGCGGUGGCCACCUCUGCCGAGGGCCUGGUCUCGGUCAGCGGCUCAGAGCUGGUGGCCGGGCCGCGCACCGGCCGCGACACGCUCCGCCUGACGGCCGCCGGCCAGCCGGGCGGUAACCAGACGGCCGCGCUGCUGCUCGAACUGCUGCCCGUGCACUAUGUUAUGGUGACGCCCGUGGCUGAGCUGUGUGUGGCGGACGGCGCCGGCGGACUGCCCACCGGACUGACGCUCCGACUGAACGUUACCGCGCACGACACUCGCGGCCGGCCGUUCGCCGCCUGGCUGGGCGCGGCGCCCCCGGCCGCCAGUCGCGCGGACCUGCUGCAGGCGGCCGGCACCGCCACCCUGGUGACGGCUCAGCUGCGCCGUCCGGGCACCGUCAGUCUCAGUGUGGCCGCCGACGCCGACCCGGCACUCAGCGAUGUACUGUUUGUGGAUAUCGCUGACCUGGUGCCGCCAGAACAGGCGCAUCUGACGGUGGGUGACGUCACCUGUCUGACGUCACCGGUCACGCCGGCGGGCCAAUGGCGCUCCGACAGUCCCGACACAGUGGAGGUGACGGCAGAGGGUGCCCUGGUGGCCCGCCGGCCCGGUUCAGCAGCUGUCACCCUGACCACAGAGAGCGGCCAGCAGGCGCGCUCCAGGAUCACCGUGCAGCCGGUCACUCAGGUGUGGCUGUCCCGUCCGGUAUCGGUGGGCGCGGUGGCCGCCUGCGGCCGGGAGUCGUACCGCCUGCCUCUGAAUCUGUCCGGGGAGUCGCCGGUGCCGCCGCCGCCGGCCGCGCGCUGCUCACCCGCCGCUCUGGAGCGUCUGACGGCCGCCAGCCCGGCCUCCUGUCGACUGAGUCUGAGCCGUCCGGCGGCCGGCGUCAGCGCCGACCAGCUGUUCCUGUCCCGCGCCGUGCUCAGCGCUGAUACCGUCGGCUACCAGUGCGAGCUGACGCCGCUGUGCCCGGCCGGCGCCGCCGCCGCCCGGAUCGCCGCCGACCUGGUGGUCACCGCCGAGGUAUCGCCCGGCGGCGGUCAGUCGGCCGUACGCUCCACCCCGCUCACCGUGCCUCUGAUGCCGCCCGUCCACCCGGAGACCACGGAGCUGCGGCUCGGUGGAGCGGUGGUCUCCACUGAGCUGAGCGUGCUGGGCGCGCGGGAUCUGCUCUCCUCAGUGACGGCAGCGGUGACGGACAGUCGGCUGCUGCAGGCCUCUGCUCCGCGGCGGGACGGUGAGCGGCUGGUGGUGACGGUGUCCCUGCGGCCGGCCGCCUGGCUGCCGGGUCCCCGGCCGGCCGACCUGGCUCUCCUGCUGACGGUGGCGGCCAGCGGUCAGACGGUGUCCGUGCCGGUACGACUGUCCGCCACGGACGCGUCCACGCACCCGCCGCCGCCGCCGGCCGGCUGGGGCCACGUGCUGUGGCUGCUGCUCGGCCAGUACUGGAGCUCCGUCUGCUCGCUGCUGACCGCGCUCGGUGCCGCCACUCUGGUGUACCUACUGCUGCGCCAGCUGCGGCCGCCCGCCGCCGCCCCCGCGCCCGCCCAGUCGGCCAGCCCGGCCAAGACGCCGCCGCCGCAGUUUGGCUCUCCGCCGCCGCCGUACCACGCCGACAGCCCGGUCCGGACGCACCUCUGGACGGACGACAAGGGCCCGAUCUACGGCAGCCCCAGCCUGGUGCGGCGCUCGCCGUACGACCCGGACCGGAGCCGCGGCUCGCCCUACGCCAACGGAGAGUCGCCGUACAGCCCCCGCUGGUGAGGCGGUGCUAUGUGCCGGCGAACGUUACCUUCCGGUGGACGGUGACGGAAACAGUACCACCGUGCCAAGAAACAGGUGAUGCCGGAGCAGAGAGCUGCUUGGUGAACAGCGUGGCUUUGGCGUGAAGAUGGGAAGUUGCCGGUCGCGAAAUCAGCAGCUGGAGAAAAGCUCAAGUACCUCGAGUGGAUCUCGAAGCACGGGUUGUUUGCCGUGCCGGACGGAUGCCAUGGAAGAGGUGGACUUUGGGACUCCUCUGGCGAGCGGACGCGAUUGAUUUGUCGCUGUGAUGCGGACUCUGACGAGGCUAAAACUGUCGAUUGUUGGUCGUCGUUGGAAGUGUUCUGAACGUUGGAAGGCCACUCGUUCCGCCAUUGAGCGUACAACAGGCCAUUGCGGUCAGUUCACAGUCGAAAGUGACUCGAAUGACAAUCGUCAUGGUUCAGCACUGUCUUUCGUGUUUGGACGUUGCGAGUUUGUAACUUGUGAACGCGGCAGGGUUUCGCCAUCAUCUGUGCGUUGUGUGAAGAGUGACGCUCUGAAUGGGGAAGGUGUAAGGGUUGGAGCGAAUACCUCCUGGUCUUCAUGUGCGCCUUAACCUUUGUUGCUGAGAAACCUUUGUCGAAGAGGGUUUGAUUUGUACUUACAAGUCUGAUACAGACGAGACGUUUUCGAUGCCUCGACUUCUCUGACUCCAAAUGUGCCUUUACCUUUGUCUGGCUACCUCUUAGCGCUCAGCUCAAUACUUUUGUUAGUGGUUUUGAAUGUGAACAGAAACUGUCUUAGUGAGGUGACUCUAGUUUUGUUUUUCUAUGGUUUUCAUUGACUCUGCCGAGCAACUUGUCUGUUCUGUGCGUCUGCAAAGCGCCUGUUCGAUGUUGAUGCGCGCGAUUGGGCCUGAUUGAGCUCUGAGGUGUUCGUGACUUUGCAAGUCUGAGAGGAAUUGUCCGGUUUCUGCCACCAAUCAUCCGUCAUUCAUCAUCUACCUUGCCAUUUGUCGAAUAAGUCACGAAUAAACAGGUUACCGCAUUGUGCAAUUGAU